Molecule: messenger RNA, 3159 nt
Organism: Phragmites australis (common reed)
Lineage: Eukaryota; Viridiplantae; Streptophyta; Magnoliopsida; Poales; Poaceae
Product: E4 SUMO-protein ligase PIAL2
Exons: 16
Coding region: 107-2857 (916 amino acids)
Biological process (GO): protein sumoylation
Molecular function (GO): SUMO ligase activity; zinc ion binding
Source: RefSeq, a predicted model, not a curated record
AGAUUUUUUUUCCGUCUUGUUGUAUCAUCACCAGCAGAACACACAACAACCUUCCACCUCUGCUCUUCGCCGCUCGCGCUCCGCGCCCGCGCAAAACCCUCCGGUGAUGGCGAGCGCCGCCGCUCCGGCGCCUCGCCCGGCGCCACCGCCUACGCAGGCGCAGCAGCAGCAGCCCAAGGACCAGCAGCAGCAGGCGCUGGCCGUGAAUGCGCUCCGCCUGAAGGUGAUCGGCGACCGCAUCAGGACCCACUUGCGCGGCAUGAGCGUCCUCCCCGCCGCCCAGUUCGCUCACCUCGUCUACGCUUUCGCCAGAGGGAUUGACUUCGCGCUCUCGGCCGGUGAUGUUCCUGAGAUGGCCGUUGAGAUACCCAACACUUUGAGGAAGGUAUAUGAUCUGAGGAAAGAUCCAUUUAUACAGUCUUCUGUUAUGGUACUAGUCAUAUCAUGCAAGGCUGUUUUGCAGAAUGCUUGUUUCAAUAACUGGUUUCAACCUACAGAUUCCACAGACAUUCUCAGAAUGGCUAAUGAGCUCUCUGGCAACUUCUGCACAUCCCUUGGCCAGAGCCAGACAGCUAAUGACAGUUCUGUGCUUGAAAUUAUUUCAAAAAUAAUGCCAAGGUAUUAUCCUCAGCUGAAGUUUGAGCGUCUAGUCACUUCGAUGGAAGCAAAGGUUGGCUAUGAUGUAUUAAUGGCUGACUUCUUUAUUGAGAGGAACCUACCUCGGGAUGAAAGGAUUAGACUAAUUGUAGUACAAAAGGAAAAUUUAGAUGCCUCGUCAUGUAUCACAAGCCCACCACAUGUUAGCUUUUUGGUCAAUGGAAAGGGCGUGGACAAGAGGACUAAUGUUUCAAUGGAAAUGGGACCCCAGUUCCCCACUGAUAUCACCAAAAUGCUUAAAUACGGGGCAAACAUUAUCCAAGCUGUUGGAUAUUUCAAUGCUAGCUAUAUCAUAGCUGUGGCAUUUGUAAACAAUUUGACAUCCUUCGGUGCUCCAAGGCUCGAUGACUAUGCCCAACCUGUCACUGUUGAUUCUGCUGAUUCUGAUGUACUUGAGGGACCAUCAAGAGUUUCUCUAAAUUGCCCCAUAAGCUUUAGGCGCAUAAAAACUCCUAUUAAAGGGCGCCUGUGCAAACACUAUCAGUGUUUUGAUUAUGAUAAUUACACGGAGAUGAACUUGAGAAAGCCAACCUGGCGCUGUCCGUAUUGUAACACCCCUUCAAACUUCAUUGACCUGCGUAUUGAUCAAAAGAUGGCCAAGAUACUACAAGAAACUGGGGGUGAUGUCAUCGAUGUCUUUGUAUUUACUGAUGGAUCUUGGAAAGCUGCUCCAGCUAAUGAUGAGAAAUCGGAUAGACGCACAGGUCAUGCCAUUCAGCAGACUGGAGAUACUGUAGAAACUGAUUCAUCUUCUUCCCAUGUCAUAGAUCUGAUAAACAGGAAUGAUGAUGGUGAUCUGUCAAUGAAUUGGGCAUCGGCUUCAGAAGAUACGAAGCCUCUGUUGAAUAGUCAAGAUUUGUCUGUGGCAGACUAUCUUCCAGAUUUUCCUAUAAGUGCUCCUGCCCAGACAGAAGAUCUGUAUCCAGGGGAUGCAAAUAACGGGGUUAGCAACAUGGCUUUGACUUCUCGUCAAAAUUUGUUACUACCUUCUACUACUGGACUGGCCUCAAGUACAUUUGGGACCUUGGAAUCUAUUCUGCCUCAAAAUGUUCUGCGCCCUGUUAUCACAGAUGCUGUCUCUCCUUCUCUUGAAACCUCUAAUUCAAUAUCUGGCAUGCAACAUGUUUCACAGGAAACACAUCGUGAAAUUGUACAGUUGCAACCACAAAUAGGUCCACUACAUGGAUCAGAAAUGAGAAGACCUCCUAUACCUAGAAAUCCCAGGAGAGAGCUAGUAGGAGUCCAGGCGUUGCCAGUGCCACCACAGAAUCUAGGGUCAUCCAGAAGGUUGCAGCCGAAUAUCCUCAAUUGUCCACCUCCUAUCCCGCUAUCCAGUCCAGCUUCUUCACAAGCACAUCAGGUGAUAAAUCCAGACAGUGUCAUUGCUCCAAUGAAUAACGGUGGUGGGCCAUUACCAAGGACUCCCAGUACCGCUAUACCAUCACAUCUACAGUCAACAACGCUGCAGGACAUGCAUAACACAUCGAGCCAUCUGCCCAGCCAGGUUGUUGGUCUUCCGACACCACAUUUAAUGGGUAUACGUCCGUCGCCAGGAAUCCCAGGACAGGCUGGAGGAGCCAACGCCUACAGAGCUAUGCCUACGCAGCAGACUCCGACCCUGGAUCAGCUCAGGUUGCACACACGAAUGAAUCAAACGGCACAAGCUGCCGCAGGCCAGUCAACGGCAGCUACUCAAAUUCUGCCAACCCAAGCAGACAUCCAAAGCCAUCUUUUUCCUACACAGCAAAGCCAGGCAUUGAGAUCGCCAACAGUGCCCCAGGCAGCAACUCCACAGGCGCGGGCGCCACCACAUCUGCAGUCUCCCAGUGUACGAACUGUUGCUCCGAGCACGCCUCAAACAACCGCAGCUGCUCAAAUCCAACCAACCGAAGCGGACAUCCAAAGCCAUCUUUUUCCUACACAGCAAAGCAAGGCAUUGAGAUCACCAACAGUGCCCCGGGCAGCAACUUCACAGGCGCGGCCGCCACCACAUCUGCAGUCUCCCAGUGUACAAACUGUUGCUCCAAGCGCGUCUCAGGCUGGAGCUUCCGAUGGUCUUCCAGAGCUCCCUGUGGGUGAGAACUGGUGCCCCACGGGUCAGAUGAGAGGGAGUCUGACAGGCAGUGCUUACAGUACAGCGAUUCGACGCUAUUUGGGCCAACAGUCUGCCCAGCAGCAGAGCCAGGCUCGGCCUCACUAACUGUCAGGCAUUGUGGUGUUCUGUUAGUCAUCAAGCAGGGCUUGCGGCAGCUAACUUAUCACGGAUGUUGAUCUUUUGUGUGAGUGUCUUAGAACUCUGAUGAUCUAAUUUAGCGUAGGAAGAGCGUAGUGACUAGUUGAGUGGUGACAGCGCUAUGCUGAUCUGCCGCACUUUCGUAGCAGUUUCUGUGGUAUGCUGCUUAGCUUAUUUGAACCAGAGCUGUAAAGGGAGCAAAGCAUUAUGAUGUUAAGCAUCAGUAGUAUUUGCUAAUCUAUCUAUGUGCUUUCAGUUUUGUGCUGGAA